UGACAUCCGAAGAAACCCGAGUAAACCCGGAGCGAGCCGACUGCCCGUGCGGCGCGUGUCAUCCACCUUGGCUGUCCCGAGAGACGCACCUGGCCGUUGCUGAUGGAAACCCGACAACAAGAGCAGUACUCCAGUGUCCUGAGUGAAGCCGUGCUGGACUGGGCUAGCAUGGGUCCCGACGGAGAAUGGGUGAACUCUGACCCACACGAGGGACCACAGGACAGAGGACAUCUAAGUGCAGGUCUGGACUCUCAGCCCCUGCGAGAAACUGAUGAAGAUCUGGCCUCAGAAAUCAACCUGAGCAACUCCAUCAUGACGGAGGAGGAGCGAGAGGAGAUACAGCAGGAGCUAGCCAAGUUAGAAGAGGAGAUCAGUACUCUAAAGCAGGUUUUAACAUCCAAAGAAAAGCAACACGCUGAGCUGAAAGAGAAACUAGGCCUGACUCCUUUGGGUGAACUACGAAACAAUUUCAGUCGUGGAUGGCAGGACAUGACCAACUCCACAGCGUAUAAGAAAACUUCAGAGACACUGUCCACAGCUGGACAGAAAACUACAGCCGCCUUCAACACCCUCGGCACAGCCAUUACUAGGAAACUUGGAGAUAUGAGGAACUCUCCCAGUUUCAAAUCCUUUGAGGAGAAAGUUGAGACCACAGUGUCCAGUAUCAAGACAAAGGUUGGAGGGACAGGACCUGGAGGAAGCUUUGAAGACGUUCUGUCAUCUGCAGCAAACGCAAGUAACCAGGACACACCCACCAACAGCAUGACGCCUGCACCCGAGGGAUCCUGCUAGAGCCAGUGCCACAUAGCAGCACUUUGACCUGAGACUGGACUGUUAUUCAGUGUUAGACGCCUGUAAUCGUCUUCAAGAAAUUCACUUAUUAUGCAAUUUAAUGUUUGGACCAAAAUUAACCACACAAUUUUAAUGUCAAAGGAGAUUAAAUAUGAAUGUGGACUGAAUGGUCUUAAACAUAAUCAUCCCCAUGUGCCCCCUAGUGGUCUCCACACAACAUUACAUCACAUAUCCCCAAUGAAUCCUAAACAGGAAGCAAAUCAGCUGGUUGUAAUUUUGUUUUUCUAUAAGGCGAACUUUCAGGCUGUAACAGACCUGGAAUCAUAAUUUAAAACACACACAGCUGUAUCAGAUCAGAGACGCCUGAGGUUAAUCAUUCCUCUUCAUGUAAAUGAAUGCAGACGUGAGAGGCAACGUUUGAGAUGCAGAUAGUCUUUGUGACAGGGCUUAGCACAUAAAUCCAAACUGCUGUUAACCUUUUUACUAAAACUAUUACUACAAGCUUUAUAUGGACUAGCCAACACUAUGGCUAUAUAUGUAUUUCUGCUAAAUUAUUAUUAUGCAUUAUUAUAUAAAUCUAUGUUUUGUGGAAAAAAAAAACAAACAAAACAUUUUGAUUGCCAUUUCACAACUUUGACUGUGUAAGGAAUUAGCUAGUCCCAUCAUCAUUGUUGAUGUGCAACAUUGCAAACAUGAGUUGUUACACUAUUACAUAAUGCUGCAGUAACAUUGUCCCUGUGCAUUUGCAAUGAUGGCUUUAUGUCUGUUGUCUGUUCUAAAAUGCAUUUCAGGCAUGGACACCACAAUCUGAAUCCAGUCAUUUUAACAGAUGGUUCGGUGUACAAUGAUUUUACAGUUUUACAUUGAUCCAGAAAAAUGGAGAAAUGUAAGUGUGAAUGAUGCUGUUGUUAGUUGUAUAUGCAGCUGUAAUCUCACCCAGGACCUAAUGUAACAAGUACAUGUAAAUGAUCUUGGUUCAUGAGGACAGCUCCUUGAUAAUGAAUUUAAAACUGCUGUGGCGGUGUUGCCAUCAAAGUUAGCGCCUACGUUCAAUAGAUGCAUCUGCUACUGGUUAUGUGUCAUGUUGUCUUUCAUAUGUUAACUAUUUCUUUUUUGUUGUGAUGUGAAGGGUGACCAAGAUCAUCUCAUAUUUUAUUCAAGUGUUUAUUAAAAUUCAUGUUGACAUUCAA
Messenger RNA from Periophthalmus magnuspinnatus, 1982 nucleotides. RefSeq names its product tpd52 like 1 (gene tpd52l1). Gene Ontology annotation, cellular component: cytoplasm. NCBI's taxonomy places the organism in Eukaryota, Metazoa, Chordata, Actinopteri, Gobiiformes, Gobiidae. The record is from RefSeq and is a predicted model, not a curated record. The coding region runs from base 103 to 792 and encodes 229 amino acids. Gene Ontology annotation, biological process: positive regulation of MAP kinase activity; positive regulation of apoptotic signaling pathway. The transcript is spliced from 8 exons.